UACCUACAAUACAGAAAAAGCUAAUCUGUGAUGUCCUUGGCCCUUCAUUUUCCAUCAUUUCUUUCUGUUGAACCCCCAACCCUUUGCAAAGCUUCGCCGGAGAAACCGAUUUCCGGUCGCCGGAAAACAUGUCGGCUCCCCGUGAUAAACAAGGUUGUGGAUGUUGUGGGGGCAUCUUCAGUUUGGGUCUUUCUGCAGUUUUCUUGUGGCUAUGGAUACAUACUUCAAACCCCAGGUGCUCCAUUCAAACUCUGUCCUUACCUUCACUUAGCGGAGCCUCAAACCUCACAUCUGACCCUACCUUGAGCCUCACGCUGAGGCUGGUGAACCCGAACCAGCUCAAAGGGAUCAAGUAUGAUCCUCUGAACGUCACAGUUUAUGAUUUUCCGAACAGGAGUAAUGUCAUAGGUAACAUUUCGAUGCCGGGGUUUUACCAGGGGUACAUGAAGAAGGCUUCGAAGCUAGGUCGAGGGACAGCUAACAUGUCGGUGGUUUUGCCGGCGACAUCGGAGAACGGAACGGGGGUUUUCCGGGUGCAGAUGGCGACGGCGGUGAAGUUUAGGACCAUAUAUGGGUAUUCGAAGAGGCAUAGGAUCAGGGUGGGAGCAGAUGUGGUGGUCAACGCUAGUGGUGUUAAGGUUGAUCCUAAAGGGAUCAGGCUUAGGUCGAUGGCACCCAAGAUGACGGGAAGUUCCUUUGCGGUGCUGGUAGCUUUGGUGAAUUACUUGUUCUUCCCUUUGCUUUGCUUUUGGUGAGUUGUUGCUUUUCUGUUUUGGACGUUGACUGCGAGUUAAUUAUUUGUGUCC
Hibiscus syriacus is the source of this 806-nucleotide messenger RNA. Its product is annotated as protein NDR1-like. The transcript has a single exon. The record is from RefSeq and is a predicted model, not a curated record. Gene Ontology annotation, biological process: defense response to other organism. Lineage: Eukaryota; Viridiplantae; Streptophyta; Magnoliopsida; Malvales; Malvaceae. The coding region runs from base 129 to 755 and encodes 208 amino acids.